AUGUCCCCAGACAAGAUGCAGAGCAGGAAGAAGAAGACGAAAUGGCAGCUUCUCAGCAGUUGCAGAUUCAAGAGUUGUGUGGAUGCCUUUAAAGUUAUUUACUUAACACCCAGAUGUGAGUUUGUGAUAAAAAUCCCCAGAGGAGACACAGAGCUGGAGGAAGAAGAGGAGGAAAUGGCAGCUUCUCAGGGACGGCUGACAUUCCAGGAUGUGACCAUAGACUUCACUCAAGAGGAGUGGGAAUGCCUGGACCUUGGUCAGUGGGAAUUGUACAGGGAUGUGAUGUUAGAGACCUACGGGAACCUGGCCUCCUUGGGUCUUGUGGUCUCUAAGCCGGACCUGGUCACCUUUCUGGAGCAAAUGAAGACUCCCUGGGAUGUAAGGAGAAUGGACACAACAGCCAGAUACCCAGGGACAGUUGACAUUCCGGGAUGUGGCCAUAGACUUCACUCAAGAGGAGUGGGAAUGCCUGGGCCUCGGUCAGCGGGCAUUUACACAGACGUGAUGUUAGGGAACUAUGGGAACCUGGCCUCCUUGGGACUUGUAGUCUCUGGGCUGAAUCUGGUCACCUUUCUGGAGCAACUGAACAAUCCCAGGAGUAUAAGGAGAGUGGAGACAGCAGCCAUAUACCAGCUGACUCGACAUCAGCGAAUUCAUACUGUGGAGAGAUCUUAA
Molecule: messenger RNA, 675 nt
Organism: Cervus elaphus (red deer)
Lineage: Eukaryota; Metazoa; Chordata; Mammalia; Artiodactyla; Cervidae
Product: zinc finger protein 568-like
Exons: 7
Coding region: 1-675 (224 amino acids)
Biological process (GO): regulation of DNA-templated transcription
Source: RefSeq, a predicted model, not a curated record